ACUCAGUAAUUACCUAGUUUUAUAUAUAUAUAUAUAUAUAUUUAAAAAUUAUAUAAUCCGACUAUUCAAAGUAGCAAUACUCUCAGAAAUUCAGUUUAGGGUAGCAGCAGGGAGAGUAUAGUGAGACGGCGUAGAACGUGCCGCUCGACCAAAAGACAACGAACGCUGGUUUAGUCGCCGCGUGAAUUUCCCCCAAGAAGGUCGUGUUUCUGGAUUAAGGGUGAAAAAUCGAAGUGUCGCAAAUAUAUUAUUCGUCUACGUAAAGACACGAUCCAUCGUGAUCUAUCAUCCUCAUUGGAUGGAUGAUUCAGCGGUGAGAGGAAAUCCAUUGCCAAGCCAAGAGUUGCUCGUGAAUAAAAACCUUCUUGAACUAGACUUAGACUACUUGGAGAGACGAGGAGGCGAGACUAUCGGUAGCGAAAACGCUGAUAGUGGCUCCAAGGAGGAAGAAAGUCCUGCGGACAGUCUUGAUCGUGUGAAGGUUGUCUUUCUCGGAGCACCAGGAGUCGGCAAAUCUAGCAUCAUCCAGCAAUUUGUCUGGAACGAAUUUUCCGAAGAGUAUACACCCACGGAGAGGAGGGAGACGUUCUACCCAAGUGUCGUCCUUGCAGAUCGUCUCUACGAAUUGAAAAUUACGGAUUUACCUACCAUUCCAUAUUUUCCUGUAAGCUCUCACCUCGAAUGGACCGACUUCCGGUAUUAUGGGCUCAGGAGUGCUACGGCUUACGUUCUCGUCUUUGAUCUCAGCAAUCACGACACGUUUCAGUACAUACGAACGCUGCGAGAUCAAAUUUUCGAGGCCAGAGACAUGAGAGGUGUUCCAUUACUCGUGGUUGGCAAUAAACAGGACAAACUAUCCUCGACCGCAGCCUCGGGUACUCGUUAUGGGGAUAUUGUCAACCUGGUGCGCAAACACUGGAGAUGCGGUUAUGUAGAGUGCAGCGCAAGAUUUAAUUGCCGUGUGGUACAGGUAUUCAGGGAACUGAUGAAAAACAUUCAGGCAGUGGAGGGACGACCACCAUCGCCAUCACCAACAACAUCUCAACCUCUACGUUCACAUUCCAACAAUUCUAGCGAAAAGUGCAUUCUGCUUUGACAGUAGGACAAUGAUAAGAGUAACCUGGCAUAAUUGU
This is a messenger RNA of Cephus cinctus (wheat stem sawfly), 1133 nucleotides long. RefSeq names its product ras-like protein family member 10B. NCBI's taxonomy places the organism in Eukaryota, Metazoa, Arthropoda, Insecta, Hymenoptera, Cephidae. Gene Ontology annotation, molecular function: GTPase activity; GTP binding. The record is from RefSeq and is a predicted model, not a curated record. The transcript is spliced from 5 exons. The coding region runs from base 299 to 1096 and encodes 265 amino acids.